AUGGACUCCCCCCCCGCACGUCCUCAGACCUCCGAUGCCGUUGUACACUAUAAGAUGAAACUCGAAACAACACACAAUGAGAGUAGAGUGGUCCACGCUGUUCCUAUAGGAUCAUCGCCCACGGUGACAGUGCGCAAUGGAACUUAUACUGGAGUGCGAAGCUCAACCUACAACCAGGAUUUCUUCUUAGGUAUGCCUUAUGCUCAGCAACCAGUGGGUAAUUUGCGCUUUACUGUGCCGCAGUCAUUGAAUGCGAGUUGGAGUGAUACACACGAUGCGACACAGUAUUCGGAUAUUUGUGUUGGGUAUGGUCCCGACUCGAUUUGGUACCCUCAGUCAGAAGCAUGUCUUACCCUGAACGUGAUCCGGAGUUCAUCGGUCAACAAAGACUCGAAACUUCCUGUUGGGGUGUGGAUUCAUGGCGGUGGAUUUGCUUCAGGCUCCGGGUCCGAUGGACGUUACAACAUGUCUUUCAUUGUGAAAAAGUCGUAUCAAAUUGCAUGGGGCUUUAUAAGCUCUAGUCAAGUCUCCAGCAGCGGAAAUACCAAUCUUGGGUUGAGAGAUCAGAGGCUGGCGCUUCAAUGGGUCCAGGAAAACAUCGACGCCUUUGGCGGCGAUCCCCGGAAAGUCACCAUAUGGGGCGAGUCGGCAGGCGCCAUGUCAGUAGGUUAUCAUCUUACAGCAUACAACGGACGAGACGACAAGCUGUUCCGGGCCGGCAUCAUGCAGUCUGGAGGGUCGAUAGCCCCAAGAGCGGCAAACCAUACGGCCUUUCAAUUGAAGUACAACAAAUUGGUCUCAAAGGUAGGCUGCUCAGAUGUCGUGGACUCAUUGCAGUGCCUUCGGAAAGUACCAUUUGAGACACUUAACACUGUUUUAAAUGGCACAGACGGCUACUCUGAAUACAAUUUCUCACCGGUUGUGGACGGGGACUUGAUGCAGAACUGGGGUAGCAUUCAACUGAAUAAACAUGCAUUCGUGAAAGUUCCAAUUAUUGCUGGCAGUAACACAGACGAAGGAACAGCAUUCGGGCCUACAGGAAUUAACACCACAGAACAAUGGUAUCAAUACUUGACAGACGGUGGAUUCAACUUCCAAACACCCGCCUCUGUAGCCAAGCGUAUCCUUGAACUCUACCCUGACGACCCCUCGCAAGGCAUUCCAGCAUAUCUCGGAGACCAGCGCGUGCCUUCAAAUGGCUACCAAUGGCGCCGCACAUCAGCCUUCGGAGGUGACUACUCCAUGCACGCAAAUCGCCGGCGACAGUGUGAAGCGUGGGCCGAGACAUUAACCCCAGCAUACUGCUACCGGUUCAAUGUGCGCUCGGCAGAUGUACCACCCCUUUCGGGCGUGACUCAUUUCGAGGAAGUAUCAUUUGUGUUCCACAACAUUGCCGGACUAGGAUAUCACGACGGCAAACCGUUUGCCGGAGUGCCGCAGUCGUACAUUGACCUCAGUUCGAUGAUGACAAGCAUGUGGGCAUCUUUUAUCCACGACCUCGAUCCAAACCUGGGUGCUGUGAAAGCGCCUGUAUAUUGGGAUUCUUAUUCCAAAAACAAGCCCGUUGAUCUCUGUCUCGAUACUACCAGUCAUAUGGAGGCUGAUACAUGGCGCAAAGAUGGGAUCGACUAUAUCAACUCGGUUGCGCGAGCUUUUUGGCGGUAG
Penicillium coprophilum is the source of this 1665-nucleotide messenger RNA. RefSeq names its product Carboxylesterase type B. The record is from RefSeq and is a predicted model, not a curated record. The transcript has 5 exons. The coding region runs from base 1 to 1665 and encodes 554 amino acids. Gene Ontology annotation, molecular function: carboxylic ester hydrolase activity. Lineage: Eukaryota; Fungi; Ascomycota; Eurotiomycetes; Eurotiales; Aspergillaceae.